Phytophthora nicotianae INRA-310 is the source of this 612-nucleotide messenger RNA. RefSeq lists its product as hypothetical. The transcript is spliced from 2 exons. Gene Ontology annotation, cellular component: endosome. The record is from RefSeq and is a predicted model, not a curated record. Gene Ontology annotation, molecular function: phosphatidylinositol binding. Bases 1 to 612 code for a protein of 203 amino acids. Lineage: Eukaryota; Oomycota; Peronosporomycetes; Peronosporales; Peronosporaceae.
AUGAGCAUGUCGGACGUGAGCACGGUCAAUAUCACCGUAGGCGCCGCCGGCAAGGUCGGCGAGGGCGUCAACUCGUACUACGUAUACAAGGUCUCGUCCGGUGCAGACGUGGUAGUAGAGCGCCGCUACUCGGACUUCCUGUGGCUCCACCACCAGCUGUCCAAGCAGUGCGCGGGCUACGUGAUCCCGCCGCUGCCGGCCAAGGUCGUGGGUCUGCUGCAAGGGUCCGAGUUCCUCGAACACCGCCGCGCUGGCCUUGAGCGUUUCCUACGCAAGGUCGUCCACCACGACGAGCUGAGGAACUCUAACUUCUUCCGCAGCUUCCUCGAGUGCUCCAUCGUGGAGCUGACGGCGCUCAAGGCCGAGGCGCAGCGCUCCAACUCUCUCGACGCCACGUCCAUGGCCUCGGUAGUGCAGCGCACGCAGCAGCUCAACAACUGGUGGGGCAAGACGUACCAGCGCAUGGUGGAGAACGACACACUCAACCUCUUCGGGCCGCGCAACAAGGAGGACGGCGAGAACAGCGGCAUCAUCGAGGACCCCGAGUUCACCAAGGUCGCCAAGUACGUGGCCAAGCUGCACGCGCAGAUCCAGUCGCUUAAGAGCAAGUGA